AUGGCAGCAAACGAUGUUGACCUCCCAAAGGAGGACCCACUCAUGCAGCCACUGCUCCUACUGAGACACCAUCUGAGCGGGUUACUUGGAGGUGGUACUUCUAAUAUUGGCUUCAAGGACAAGGUUUGGAAUGGUGCCUCAGUGCACUUACUUGAGCAGUGUGGGACAGUCUUCAAGCCCAGUGCAUGCAAGAACAAAUGUGGCAAGUUAAAACAGAUAUAUUGGGCAGUCAAACAGCUCUCAGAACAGUCAGGCUUCCCCUGGAGUAAUGAAAAUGGUGCUGAUCCUGGACCAGAAGAGGAGCAAUUAUGGAUUGAUUUUGUUGUGGAGUGGCCUCUGGCUGCUCCAUUCCAUCAAAAAGGGUGGCCACUCUUUGAUGAGAUGGCAGAGAUUAAUCCUAAGCAUGCAACAGGAUGCCAAGCAUUCCACACAACCAAGAUGCCAGAGCCUGAAAGCGAGGUGUCAGGGCACACCCACCUGACCCACCUCCACCCAGGUCCACCUGACCUGGUACCCCCCUUCCUCCCCCCUUCUUUCAUUCCAUGUUCUUCAUUCCUGUUCUUCCUCCUUUCUACCUUCUCUUCUAUUUCUGUUUCUAUUUCUAUUCCUAUUUCUAUCUUACACAGAUGA
Molecule: messenger RNA, 630 nt
Organism: Cantharellus anzutake
Lineage: Eukaryota; Fungi; Basidiomycota; Agaricomycetes; Cantharellales; Hydnaceae
Exons: 4
Coding region: 1-630 (209 amino acids)
Source: RefSeq, a predicted model, not a curated record